Molecule: messenger RNA, 4479 nt
Organism: Clunio marinus
Lineage: Eukaryota; Metazoa; Arthropoda; Insecta; Diptera; Chironomidae
Source: the annotation of a GenBank genome assembly
AUUCUUUUUGUGUUUAUUUUAAGUUAUAAUUAUUUUAGCUUCACUUCCUAUUCCGGAUUCGCGAUGAAAAGAACUAAAGUCGAUAGUUAAAACUGUUGAGCUUAAAGAAUGCUAUCGAUAAGAAGAACUUUCGUACCGAAAAUAAUUUUACUGGCCAUCGUUGUUUGUUUGUGCUUCUUUUACAUCAGAAACUUGAAUAAUUUAAAUGCAAUAAGUGAAGAUAAAACCAAAUCACCAAACCAUGUACCUCAGCAACAAAGACUUAUUCAAGAGCCUGAUCAAAUUCAAGAGCCCGAUAACGAAAAUCACCUAGUCAAUGAACCAGACACAUCGUCUGAACAGUUCAACAAGUAUGAACUUGAAAUCCAACAGGACUUGUUGAAACAAAAAGAAAUUCCAAAGUUGGGCGAAGGGGGAAAAAUAGCUCACUUGUCAGACCCUGAAGAUAUUGCAGAAGGUGAAAAGCAACUGGCAAAAAUUGCAUUAAAUCAAGCACUGUCAGAACAUAUCAGUUACAAUAGGACUGUUCCCGACGCUCGACAUCCGUCUUGUCGGAAGAAAUCUUAUGAUGUCGACUCACUUCCGACUACUUCAGUUAUAAUAAUCUUCUUUAACGAACCGUAUUCGGUGCUCGUGAGAACUGUUCAUAGUGUUUUAAACACGUCACCCAAAAAUCUCUUAAAGGAAAUCAUUUUGGUGGAUGACGGGUCAAGUAAUGUUGACUUAAAGCACAAACUUGACUACUACGUGUCCAGUCGAUUAAGUGACAAAGUAAAAGUAGUACGACUGAAAAAUCGAUUGGGUUUAAUUCGUGCUCGACUUGCAGGCGCUAGAAUAUCAAAAGCAGACACACUCGUCUUCCUUGAUGCUCAUUGUGAAUGCGUCGUCCAAUGGCUUGAGCCACUUAUGGCAAGAAUCAAAGAGAACCCAACAAGUGUCCUCGUGCCAAUCAUUGACGUCAUUGAAGCGAAAAACUUUUAUUAUAGCACAAAUGGAUACGACACAUUCCAGUUAAUUCUCAUCAUAAUUUUCGUGUCAUGCGUUUGGCUUUUAAGACGAAGCGAAGUGAAUCCUCGUGGUCUUCAUAGUAAUGUACUCGGACGUAUUUUAUUUAGUAAAACGAGUGAUGAAUUAGCAUAUGAUCGUGAAAUUGAGAAUGAUUUAGAUCGGCAAGUAAAAGGAUUGUGUAAUGCGGGGGUGGAAUGCUUUUUAAGUGGAGACGAUGAAGAAAGUGGUGAAGAAAGUUACUCCACUUAUGGAAUUAAUGUGAUGCUCAGCGACAAAAUUAGUUAUAACCGAACGCCGCCUUACAUUCGCAAUGAUUUAUGCUCCAUGAAACAUUAUGAUGUCACUAAGUUGCCAUCAGCAAGUGUCAUUAUUAUAUUUUAUGAAGAACCUUACUCAGUUUUACUGCGAACAGUUCACAGUAUUCUGAACACUGCACCGUCAAUGUUACUUGAAGAAAUUAUUCUCGUCGAUGACUUUUCAUCGUAUGAUGAUCUCAAAGGAAAACUAAAAUAUUACGUAAAAAGUCGAUUGCCUGAUAAAGUCAAACUUUUGCGAUUGGAAAAACAGUCAGGUUUGGUAAAAGCGCGUCUAGCUGGUGCCAUGAUGGCACGAGGUGAUGUGUUGAUAUUCUUAGAUGCACAUUGCGAAUGUUCACAUGGAUGGCUUCAGCCAUUACUUAAUCAAAUUUAUGAAUCACCAAAUUCAGUAGCAGUUCCAGUUAUUGAUGUAAUUUCAGCAAAAACUUUUGAAUAUCAAACUGAUGGCUAUGGAUUUGAUAUCGGCGGAUUUACAUGGGAUGGUCAUUUUGAUUGGCAUGAUGUUCCACCAAAAGAACGUCAACGUCAGAGAAAAGAAUGUCCCGAUGAAGUUGAGAUUUGCCCAACACUCUCGCCAACAAUGGCUGGUGGACUAUUUGCCAUCUCGAGAGAUUAUUUCUGGGAGAUAGGAAGUUACGAUGAACAAAUGGAUGGUUGGGGUGGUGAGAAUCUUGAAAUGAGUUUUCGUAUUUGGAUGUGUGGUGGCAGCCUAGAAACUAUUCCGUGCUCAAGAAUUGGGCAUAUCUUUCGAGAAUUUCAUCCGUACAGCUUCCCAGAUGAUAAAGACACUCAUGGCAUUAACACUGUGAGAAUGGCGAAAGUCUGGAUGGACGAAUAUGCUGAACUUCUCUACAUGAAUCGACCUGAUUUGAGAAAUAAUCCAGAUGUGGGCGAUGUGACGCACAGAGUAGUGUACAGCUUCCCAGAUGACAAGGACACUCAUGGCAUUAACACUGUGAGAAUGGCGAAAGUCUGGAUGGACGAAUAUGCUGAACUUCUUUACAUGAAUCGACCUGAUUUGAGAAAUAAUCCAGAUGUGGGCGAUGUGACGCACAGAGUAGUGUUAAGAAACAAACUUAAAUGCAAAUCUUUCGACUGGUAUAUGAAAAAUAUUUAUCCUGAAAAGUUCAUUCCAAAUCGAAAUGUCCAAAAUUAUGGACGAAUUGCAGCUGUUAAAAAUGAGAAUUUCUGCUUCGAUGAUUUACAACAAAACAUUGAUGAAGCAUUUAACUUAGGAGUUUAUAAUUGUUACAAGCCAGACAUUGCUCCAUCGCAAUUUUUCGCUUUAACUUAUAACAAUGUUUUAAGAACAGAACGCAGUUGUGCCACAAUCGAUGAUCGACGUUCAACGAAAUAUGUUGUUAUGGUUCCGUGCAAUAGCGAUGACGAAGUCGAUGAUUCUUGGAUUCAUACAUCUUAUAAUCAAUUCAAACAUGAACAAACUGGACUUUGUAUAGGCUUAUCAACUAUGCCGGAGGAAAAUACAAGUGAAGCACAAUCAAAAAAAGCAGCAAAGAAGCUCGCUGCAAAAGCCGAAAAAGCAGCAAAAAAAGCUGAACACAAGUCAAAUGAACAAGUUCAGAAUGAAAAUGUAGAAGCUGGUGACGGUGAAGACAUUUCCAAAGGGAAAUACGGUCAAUCGCCAAUGAUACAAUCGAGAGAAAAACAUUUGGAGAGAAAAUUUUUAGCUGUACAUGAAUUAAAAAGUGCAAUCGGACAAAAGCCGGUGUGGGUUCGUGGACGAAUUCACACAUCUCGAGGAAAAGGAAAACAAGUUUUCUUAGUUUUGAGACAACAAUCAAGCACUGUUCAAGUCAUCAUUUCAGUUACUGAUGUUGUGUCGAAACAAUUGGUGAAGUUUUCUGGAUCAAUUCCUCGUGAAAGCAUCGUUGAUAUUCAUGCAAAUGUUGUUGCAGUUCCUCAAAAAAUUGAAUCAUGCACUGAACAAGAUCUUGAACUGCAAGGAUUUGAAAUCUUUGUCGUUUCGCAAGCAAAAUCGCAAUUGCCACUUCAAAUCGAAGACGCUGCAAGGCCAGAGAAGAAAGGCGAUACAGACAGUCUGAAUAUUCGUGUAAAUCAAGACACGAGAUUAGAUAAUCGUGUUUUGGAUCUUCGUACGCCUGCAAACCAAGCGAUCUUCCGUCUCGAAGCUGGCGUUUGCAAACUCUUCCGUGACAUUUUAGCUGCCAAAGGAUUUGUUGAAAUUCACACACCUAAAAUCAUAUCAGCUGCAAGUGAAGGCGGUGCCAAUGUCUUUACUGUCAGCUACUUUAAAGAGUCUGCUUAUCUCGCUCAAUCACCUCAACUUUAUAAGCAAAUGGCAAUUGCUGCUGACUUUGAUCGUGUCUUUACUGUUGGUGCAGUUUUUCGUGCUGAAGACUCAAACACUCAUCGUCAUCUCACAGAAUUUGUUGGAUUGGAUUUGGAAAUGGCUUUCAAGUAUCAUUAUCAUGAAGUUUUGGAUACCAUCGGCAACACAUUCACGGAAAUGUUUAAAGGAUUGCGUGACAAUUACGCAAACGAGAUUGCUGCAGUGGGUCAACAAUACAGUGUCGAAGCGUUUAAGUUCCUUGAACCGCCACUUAGACUUGAGUUCCAUCAAGGAGUUCAAAUGUUGCGUGACGCUGGCGUUGAAACUGGAGACGAAGAAGAUUUGUCAACACCGAAUGAGAAGUUUUUGGGUCGGUUAGUGAAGGCGAAAUAUGACACCGACUUUUAUAUCUUAGAUAAGUUCCCAUUGGCAAUUCGUCCUUUCUACACAAUGCCCGAUCCAAACAAUCCGAAAUAUUCAAACUCAUACGACAUGUUUAUGCGUGGCGAGGAAAUUCUUUCUGGCGCUCAACGUAUCCACGAUCCCGAGUACCUUGUAGAACGAGCGAAACAUCAUGAAAUUGAUAUCUCAAAGAUUGCCGCUUACAUUGAAGCUUUUCGUUUUGGAUGUCCACCGCAUGCUGGAGGUGGAAUUGGCAUGGAACGUGUUGUCAUGUUGUAUCUUGGUUUGGACAACAUUAGAAAGACUUCAAUGUUCCCUCGCGAUCCCAAACGCUUAACACCUUAAGGAAAAUUUAAUUCAUUUGCUUUGUUUUUGAAUGUUUUGCAAAGUUUUCCUUUCUUUUCUAAUUAUUUAGUUAAUAAAUGGAGAAUUUUUAUUACA